UAGAAAAAAGUCAAACCCCCUGUCUCUCUCUACAUACAGCUAUUGCUAUAUACUUUUAGAGAGAGAAAGACAUAUAUUGACAGCCACUUUGGUGAGAGGAGAGAGAGAGAGAGAGAGAGAGAGAGAGAGAGAGAUGUAUGGGGUACACCCGCCAAACAAUUCCGAUGAUGCCACCGGCGCCGGUGGAACAUCGGAGGUGAUCCGUCUGUACCAAACAUGGAAAGGCAGUAACGUAUUUAUCCUCGGUGGGCGAUUUGCAUUCGGGCCAGACGUGCGAUCAGUCUUCCUAUCGAUAUUCCUCAUAGUUGCUCCAGUUGCUGUUUUCUGCGUAUUUGUUGCCAGAAAAUUGCUUGAUGAGUUGAACAAUCAUCUUGGAAUAUUGGUUAUGGCCGUAGCAAUUGUAUAUACCGUUUAUGUUAUAAUGUUGCUUCUAGUCACCUCUGCAAGAGAUCCAGGAAUAAUACCUCGCAAUACACACCCUCCAGAACCCGAAGUUAGCGAUCAGAGCAUAGAAGUUGGGUCUGGCCAAACUCCGCCUUUUCGUUUACCUCGCAUUAAAGAAGUGAUUGUCAACGGGAUGACUGUGAAAGUCAAAUAUUGUGAUACUUGUAUGCUAUAUAGACCACCACGUUGUUCUCAUUGUUCGAUAUGUGAUAACUGUGUGGAAAGAUUCGAUCAUCACUGCCCAUGGGUUGGCCAGUGCAUUGGAUUGCGCAAUUACCGAUUCUUUUUCAUGUUCGUCUCCUCAGCAACUCUGCUUUGCAUUUAUGUGUUUGCAUUUUGCUGGGUGUAUGUCAUUAAGAUCAAGAACAGUGAGGAGAAAUCAAUAUGGGGAGCAUUAAUCAAGACCCCUGCCUCGAUUGUGCUGAUAAUUUAUACCUUCAUAUGUGUUUGGUUUGUUGGCGGUCUUACGGUCUUCCAUCUUUAUCUCAUCAGCACAAACCAGUCUACAUAUGAGAACUUCCGAUACCGGUAUGAUCGCACGGAAAACCCAUACAACAGAGGAGUUUUUGAAAAUUUCAAGCAAGUAUUUUGGCAUAGCAUUCCUCCUUCCAAGAAUAAUUUUAGGGCUGUGGUGCAGAGAGAACCAGAAAUCUUAUCACGUGCUCCAGGGGGUAGUUAUGUACAUUCAAAUGUAAUGAAAACUCCAAGUGACAUUGAGAUGGAUAAUAGGAAGCCUGCAGGUAAUAACGGGUCAGGACGAGUUGAUCAAUAUGAUCAGACAUCCCAUGCUGAAGGCCGUACUGACCGGCGGUCCAGCUGGGGACGGAGAAGUGGGAGCUGGGAGAUCCCAAGUGACAUUGCUUCACUUGCAUCUGGUCUUGGAGACUCGAACAGGACAAUUGGUGUAAGUAGUGGCAGCUUGGGUGGAAGCAGGGGAGCUCAAUUGACCGGUCAACAUAGACAAUGACUAGUUAACUCCUAUUGCAUCAGCAGAGGUUAUGUUUCAUAGUUGUGAUUUAUGUUACCCUUCUUUUUGUGCCGAAAAGGGUUUUCUUUGUUAUUUCAGUUGUGUAUAGACUGGGGAAUAUAAGCAACCCCUUAUGCCUUACAAUAUAUGUGUGGCAUCUGUAUCUUGAGAUUCUAGAACUAUAGAUAUCAAUGUACAUAGUUUUGUGUUC
Molecule: messenger RNA, 1622 nt
Organism: Erigeron canadensis
Lineage: Eukaryota; Viridiplantae; Streptophyta; Magnoliopsida; Asterales; Asteraceae
Product: probable protein S-acyltransferase 7
Exons: 5
Coding region: 134-1411 (425 amino acids)
Biological process (GO): peptidyl-L-cysteine S-palmitoylation; protein targeting to membrane
Cellular component (GO): endoplasmic reticulum; Golgi apparatus
Molecular function (GO): protein-cysteine S-palmitoyltransferase activity
Source: RefSeq, a predicted model, not a curated record